CCUGCGCGGGUGGUCAUGCUGUCAGCCGGGCGCCAGGGUCCGGUCCUGCUACGGCUGCGGUGUUUCGGUAGGUGGCCAGGGCUCAGGACCUGUCCAUUCCUGUGCGGCCUUGGGCAAGAGCCCUUCGAGAGAGUCCGGUUACUAUGUUGUGAAUCCUUGCCUAGAGACGCACGAGAUGACGAGGGAGAGCGCCAGGCGGCACAGAGGAAAGUCCCAGGCGCAGAGUCGCCUCCAUCGCUUCCUCCGCGCGCCCGGGGACUUGGGACCAGAUGUCUUUCGUCACUGAAAAGCCUCACGGUGCAGACGCCGCGAGAGGAGUUACCUCCUCAAGAACAGGAGGACUCGAGUAGAGACCAGGGCCACUCAGUUCCCUCACUGCCGGCCUUGGCCCAGUCUGAGACCAAGGACAAAGAACUUCACGUCUCUUCCUUGUCAGCUUUCAGAGAGGUGCCUUUUCGGGUUGGGGAGCUGAUUUUAGCUGAGACUGGAAAGAGAGAAACACAAUUUAAAAAAUUAUUUAGGUUGAGCAACGCCGGACACUUAAAUAGUAGCUGGGGGACAGUCCCGUUCAGCGAGAUCGUGGGGAAGUUCCCCGGCCAGAUACUGAGAAGUUCCUCUGGUAAGCACUUCAUGCUGAAGAGGCCGGCAUUGGAGGACUAUGUAUUACUGAUGCAAAGGGGGCCUGCUAUAACUUAUCCAAAGGAUGUGAAUAUGAUACUGUUGAUGAUGAACAUCUACCCUGGUGAUACUGUUCUGGAAGCUGGUUCAGGCUCUGGUGGAAUGAGCUUAUUUUUAUCCAAAGCAGUUGGAUCACAAGGACGAGUCAUAAGUUUUGAAAUACGAAAAGACCACCAUGAACUGGCUAAGAAGAAUUACAGACACUGGCGUGAUUCAUGGAAAAUGAGUCAUGUAGAAGAGUGGCCAGACAAUGUGGAUUUUAUUCAUAAGGAUAUUUCAGGAGCAACUGAAGAUAUAAAAUCUUUAACAUUUGAUGCGGUAGCUUUGGAUAUGUUGAAUCCUCAAGUUGCUUUGCCUGUUUUAUAUCCAAAUCUUAAACAAGGUGGUGUAUGUGCUGUAUAUCUAGCAAACAUCACACAGGUCAUUGAACUUUUAGAUGGAAUUCGAAUCUGUGAACUUGCCCUCUCAUGUGAAAAGAUAAGUGAAGUUAUUGUCAGAGAUUGGUUGGUUUGCCUUGCAAAACAGAAAAAUGGAAUUUUACCUCAAAAAGUGAAACCUAAGAUCAACACAGAUUUACAAUUACAUUCUCAAAAGAAAAUUAGAAUUGAAGAAGAAUCACAUUCUGAUUUUCCCUAUGGAUCACUUCCCUACAUUUCUAGACCUGUGCACUGGCAAACUGGUCAUACAGCUUUUCUUGUCAAGUUGAGGAAGUGCAAACCACAGCUUAACUGAGUACACCAGAUGAGAACAACUGAUUUGAAGGUGGAAAAGCAUCAAAAUAGAACUUUAUAUUGCAAAUCACUACUUUCAUAAAUUGGUAUGUUUAGCUAUGAUUUGUAUAAUUUUUAUGUGUAAUUCUGAAAAGUAAUGAAAGCUAAAGAAAGACAUGUAACAUUUCAAAACUGCUUAAAUGUCCCAUUUUGACACUUGUCUUGCAGUUAGUUUGACAUUUUGUAGUUAAUGAUUCCAGGUUGGUUUAGUUGAGCCAUCUCAUUCUUCACUUCCUGUAAACCACUCCAUAGAUUUGUCUUUCUUCAUGAAAUUAGUUUUCUUUUCUUUGUUUGAUUGCUGGUCUUUGGCUACCAAAAUAAAAUAUGCAUUUUAAGAUAAA
Messenger RNA from Camelus dromedarius (Arabian camel), 1789 nucleotides. It is a transcript of the gene TRMT61B, whose product is annotated as tRNA methyltransferase 61B. Gene Ontology annotation, biological process: mitochondrial tRNA methylation. Gene Ontology annotation, cellular component: mitochondrion; tRNA (m1A) methyltransferase complex. Gene Ontology annotation, molecular function: tRNA (adenine(58)-N1)-methyltransferase activity. The record is from RefSeq and is a predicted model, not a curated record. The coding region runs from base 16 to 1410 and encodes 464 amino acids. The transcript is spliced from 7 exons. Lineage: Eukaryota; Metazoa; Chordata; Mammalia; Artiodactyla; Camelidae.